AUGAAAGGUCACGCUGACUGUCCCCACCAAAAAGUCCCAGAUAAGUACCAGGGACAGACAUCCACCAAUCAGCAGCCCAUUGCCAGGCAGACUGAUGGACGCGAAGGUGCCAAGACUCCGGCCAAUCAAGAAAAACCGACACGGGACAAAAGGCCAAUCAGCACCCUAGAGCCUGACUCCAAGCAUAUUCGAAAAGGUUCGGCAGCUUCCGUAUCCGCCAGGGUAUAUAGGUGCCGCCCCCCUUCCCGCAGGUUGCAGACUCCCUUUGUCUCUUCACUCACCCGCCCCCAGGAGUUCUGCCCGAGAGCGACCGCCCAAUAA
Molecule: messenger RNA, 321 nt
Organism: Rangifer tarandus platyrhynchus (Svalbard reindeer)
Lineage: Eukaryota; Metazoa; Chordata; Mammalia; Artiodactyla; Cervidae
Source: the annotation of a GenBank genome assembly